GUUUGGAUCGCUACAGUUCGAUCGCUUGUCUUGUUCUGUGAACAUCAUCAACUCAUCCCAUCUUUCCCCUAGCAAUGGCUUUCAAGUUUCUGACAUUCUGCGCCUUGGUGGCCGUUGCCCGUGCUGGAGUUAUCUCUUCGCCAGCUCUGGUUUCUGCCCCUCUGACUUAUGCUGCUCCCUUGACCAAAACCUUGGUGGCUGCUCCAGUGGCCAAGGCCGUCGUUGCUGACGAGUAUGACCCCAACCCACAAUACUCCUACUCAUACGGAAUCUCCGAUGCCCUGACCGGUGACCAGAAGUCCCAGCAGGAAUCCCGCAACGGAGACGCCGUCCAGGGAUCUUACUCCUUGGUCGAUCCAGAUGGCACCAAGCGUACUGUCGAAUACACUGCUGAUCCGAUCCACGGAUUCAACGCCGUUGUCCACCGGGAACCUCUGGCCGCCAAGGCUGUUGUUGCUGCUCCAGUCAUUGCCGCCAAGACCGUCAUUGCUCAGCCUGCCAUCGCCAAGACUGUCAUCGCCCAACCGGCUCUGACUAAGACUCUGAUUGCCCAACCAGCUCUCUACCACUAAAUUUAAUCCCAAAAGACUGAUUUUCAAUACGUUUUUGUUUUCCGUGAAUGCCUAAUUUAUUGACUAUUUUUAUGAACGAAUAAAUUGUAGAUGCAAGAAAAUGUAUAAAUCUUUCUCAAUUUCAAA
Messenger RNA from Uranotaenia lowii, 698 nucleotides. Its product is annotated as larval cuticle protein A3A-like. Bases 75 to 572 code for a protein of 165 amino acids. Gene Ontology annotation, cellular component: extracellular matrix. The record is from RefSeq and is a predicted model, not a curated record. The transcript has 2 exons. NCBI's taxonomy places the organism in Eukaryota, Metazoa, Arthropoda, Insecta, Diptera, Culicidae.